This is a messenger RNA of Trifolium pratense (red clover), 1201 nucleotides long. Its product is annotated as transmembrane emp24 domain-containing protein p24beta3. Gene Ontology annotation, cellular component: Golgi apparatus; endoplasmic reticulum; COPII-coated ER to Golgi transport vesicle. The record is from RefSeq and is a predicted model, not a curated record. Bases 276 to 926 code for a protein of 216 amino acids. The transcript is spliced from 4 exons. Lineage: Eukaryota; Viridiplantae; Streptophyta; Magnoliopsida; Fabales; Fabaceae. Gene Ontology annotation, biological process: Golgi organization; intracellular protein transport; endoplasmic reticulum to Golgi vesicle-mediated transport.
ACGUCGCAGUCUCUCUGCGUUUUACACGUAAGCUUAUUAUAAACUCAGUCACCCCUUCAAGACCAGUACGACUACACUUGCUGCCGUUUUGUUACAUUGCAUUUUGCAGUAACGAGAGAAACGGAGAAAGGAUCAAAAUCCUUCUCAAAUAUUCAAUCUUUAAGAUCCAUUCAAUUUUCCCAUAACCCCAAUUUUCUUUUUCUUUUUUCAAUCUCAAAAUAAAAUCCCUAUACAAAAAACCCCCAAAUUAAAUAAAUAAAAAAGAGGGAAAAGUUAUGGAACGAGCGCAAGGAAAGGGAAACGCGAAGAUGUUGAUGGUUUUUAUGUGUUUGUUGUUUAUCUUCGUUGAUCGAAUUGAAUCUCUUUCUGUUACGGUGAAUGAGGUUGAAUGUCUCUAUGAAUAUGUGCUUUAUGAGGGUGAUACCGUUUCGGGGAAUUUUGUUGUCGUUGACCAUGAUAUUUUCUGGAGUUCUGAUCACCCUGGCAUUGAUUUCUCGGUAACAUCACCUGGAGGAAAUGUUGUCCAAGAUAUCAAGGGAACCUCUGGAGACAAGUUUCAAUUUAAGGCCCCAGUACACGGAAUGUAUAAAUUUUGUUUUCAUAACCCACACUCAACACCUGAGACUGUUUCUUUCUAUAUCCAUGUUGGUCAUAUUCCUUCUGAGCAUGACCUUGCCAAGGACGAGCAUUUGGACCCAAUUAAUGUUAAAAUUGCCGAGCUCAGAGAGGCAUUGGAAUCUGUUACAGCUGAACAGAAGUACUUGAGAGCUCGUGAUGCAAGGCAUCGCCACACGAACGAGAGUACCCAUAAACGUGUAAUCUUCUACACUGUGGCAGAGUACCUUCUGUUGGCUGCUGUUAGUGCACUGCAAGUCAUAUAUAUCAGGCGCCUUUUCAGCAAGUCAGUGGCUUACAACCGUGUUUGAGUCCCCUCCCUCAGAAACCUUAUGCCUUUCCUUCUUUUAGUUAAAUUAAAUUAAAGGGUUAGGGGUUUAUAGAUGUUUUUCUCUCUGUGAAACAUUAUAACUAUUAUUUUUGGUGAGCACUUUGUUGCUCUCUUUUGGAGACAGCCGUCACUUGUACUUUGAUAUACAACUAGAUUUUUAUAUUCAUUGGUCUGAACUUCACUGGAUUUUGACUGAAAAUUAAAUCUUGUGGGAACAAUACUUCGUAUGCAAUAUGAUACCUUAUAUUUUGUGUU